AUUGAAUCGAUAAUCAACUUGAACCUCUCGUCCUCUUCGCCAGCACGAACCCUUCACCACAUCCGCUUCUUGUAGGUUCCCGACAGUCUUGUUCUCUUCUUGUCACUCAUUCAGCGCCCCUGCAACUACCUGGGUUACCAUAAUCGCCAAGUGUGACGCCUAGAGAACACUAGCUUCCUCUGUGCCUGGGUCUCUACACUGUCGCAAGUAUGAAGCCGCUUGCGGCAUACUUGUUAUCCGCUCCUGUGCUCGCGGCCCAGUUUGCUGCGGCCAUAACGCUAGAUUGUGAACGAAUCCGGGUGGAUGGGAAGAAAUUCGACCUUUCCAAGCUUGCCGGGCGACAUUCCGUGAGCGUCUAUGACACCUCCAGACCACCAGCCGAGUAUAACACUACGUGGACGGUCGAUCUUUGUGCGCCUUUACAAAAAGUGAAGGGUGUUCGUGAUCAAGAUCAAUGUCCUUCGGGAACAAGAGUAUGUGGAGUCGUUCGGUCAUGGAAUCCCAUCGAUGAUCCGGACAAGAAGCAUGUCGUGGUUGAGAACGUGAUCCCAGUAGCCGGAAACUUCGAAUCGAGCACUGGAAAGAGCCUUGACCCGAAGGUCACGCGACUGAAAGCCCUCGACUCGAAAUCCGAUGGGCUGCAAAUCGAAUUGAAUGGCGGUUACUACAAUAAAAGAAAGCAGAGAGCCGUAAUACAAUUACAAUGCGACAAGGACCGUACUGGUAUUGAAGAGGCCAGGAGAUUGAAGCGAGACAAAAAUGACAAGGACAAGGACAAGGAAGAUGAUGGAGACAAGGAAGAGGAACCCUCCAAAUCUAGUUUGACGUUUGUGAGCUACGGUCCGGUCGAAGGCAAGGAGCAGAUGGAAGUGCUCCGACUCGACUGGCGCACCAAGUACGCAUGCGAGAAUUACGCCGACAGCGACGAGGCGAACAAGAAGAGUGGUUGGGGCUUCUUCACGUGGUUCGUAUUGAUUGCAUUCCUCGGCAUCGCCGCAUACCUCAUCUUCGGCUCCUGGCUCAACUACAAUCGCUACGGAGCCCGCGGAUGGGACUUACUACCUCAUGGCGACACUAUCCGAGAUAUUCCAUACAUCGUCAAGGACCUGUCGCGGAAAGUGGUGGACACGGUAGCGGGCGGUGGGUCUAGAGGUGGUUACAGUGCCGUAUGAUCUAAGAUGAAGAUUGGGUUUUGGGUCGAUUGCGCCAACUUGUAGAGUAAGAGGUAAGGAAAUCCUCCUGGUAUAGGGUAGGAAAUUAUCACGGACUUUUUGCCAUCAUAUCAAUACAACAACUUCGGGUUUGUUGCAUCUCGUCCCCAUUCCGACCAGCCUUAUCGCCAAUUCAG
Molecule: messenger RNA, 1348 nt
Organism: Exophiala dermatitidis NIH/UT8656
Lineage: Eukaryota; Fungi; Ascomycota; Eurotiomycetes; Chaetothyriales; Herpotrichiellaceae
Exons: 3
Coding region: 210-1172 (320 amino acids)
Source: RefSeq, a predicted model, not a curated record